This is a messenger RNA of Cicer arietinum (chickpea), 2558 nucleotides long. RefSeq lists its product as uncharacterized. The record is from RefSeq and is a predicted model, not a curated record. Gene Ontology annotation, cellular component: transcription factor TFIIIB complex. Gene Ontology annotation, biological process: RNA polymerase III preinitiation complex assembly. NCBI's taxonomy places the organism in Eukaryota, Viridiplantae, Streptophyta, Magnoliopsida, Fabales, Fabaceae. Gene Ontology annotation, molecular function: TFIIIC-class transcription factor complex binding.
AAGAGGAGGGCCCAUGAUUAUCUUCCUUAAAGAAAAACAAUCAAAAUUGAGGCGCUGGCGCUUCGUCCUUGUCAUGUAUAACAAACAACAAGUUGCAGUAGCACUAAACUCAACUGCCCGGAUUCGAUAACCGCCCCCGCAAAACACAAUUAACUAACAACACAUUCCGCGUUGCAUAUACUAGUGAAGCGACUAGUAAAGUAAACCCUAAUUAAUUCCCUCAUGGAUCUUUUCGACGAUCUUCUAUCUGAAACUUCUUCUGCACGUGUUCGUCCCGGUGCCAGGUUCGCGCCUAAGGCUAAAUCGAAACAUCAACCUCAAAAGAAUGUAUCUGCAUCACAAGAUGUGAACAAUGUGAAUGUUGCAUCAUCAUCACCCACUCACAAUAACGAUAAUGAAUUGAAUAAUGUGGAAGUUAUUCAUAAUUCACUCCAAGAUACCCUAAAUGCGGGCUUCAAGAAUGAUUCAGGCGAUAGUAACACUGCAGCAUUAUCCGAGAGCAACAUUCAUUCAAAUUUUGAUUCUGGAGAAGUGGGAAAGGGAUUAUUGUCUGAGGAAAUUGAGUUAGAUCCUUUCAGCAAUGUCCUCCCUGAUUCUGGCACUGGGAAUGCUCAUAAGUUUAAACCCAAGAUUAAGCCACGACCCAGAGUAGGCAAAACAUCAGCUAAUACGUCUGCAUCAUCUAGCGUUAUGAUGGAAAAAUCGGGUAUUACAUUAUCUGAAGACAGUAGAAGCUUGGAAGAAGUUAUUCCUUCACAACCAGAUUCCCUUAAUGUUAUGCCUUCAGAGGCUUUAGUUGAUAAUGGAACUAGAGAUUGGCCUUCUAACUUUGGUAAAUCAACUGCAGAGACUGCAGAAAUUUUUUCUGAACUGGAAGUACUUGAUGACUUUCUCAACGAAGCUGCAACUGGUACAGGAAAAACAGAUCUUAAUUCAUUCAACAUGAAGGGUGCAGAGGAAAAUUUUGUCCUUCCAGAAUAUGAUAACAAAAGUAGAUCGGAAACACAGGCAGGAGCAGACUUGAAUCCUGACUGUCCAAUUGACAAUGUCUAUGAUUAUCAGACCAUGAAAUCUGGCACUGAUCCAACAUUUGAAAUACCAAUGCAUGACGGGUUGGCAAAUUCUACAGAUAGUCCCACAUUGGCAGAUAGUUUGCAGCAAGAUGGUAUUGGAGAGAAAGAAGAUACUAGUGAGAGAAAAAAAUCUCCAAAGAAGCAUAAAAGAUCUUCAGUUGCUGCUGGUAUGGAGGAUAAAAGUGGAAAAACCUCAAGACAGCCAAGAAAACAAUCAGCUCGUAAGCCUGCCAAAAACUCACCAUUGAAUGAGGCUAUUGUGGAUGAUGAUGACCCCGAUCCUUCUUAUGAUGCUAAUAGAGAUGAACUUGAAGAAAAUGAUGAAGAAGAUGGAGUGGAUUAUUUAUCCAAGAAGAAAAAAGCAUCAACAAGGCCUAGAAAGAAAUCUGUGGCUAAAAAUGGAAAAACAUCUGAAAAACGCAAGAAAACUAAUGAUGAUUUAGAAAACAUUACUAAGGAACCUCCCAAAAAGUUCUCGCAUUCAUCUCGGCGGAAAAAAAGAUGUGUGGACAAGGCUCUGCUGGAUGAUGAAGAACUUGAUCAUCGAACAAUACCUAUUAGGGAUGUUAUUUUACUUGCAGAUUAUAGGGAACGAUUGGCGAAAAAGGAGGCAAUAACUUCUAAAACAUCAUCCACCAAUGAAAGCAUGAGGGGUUUUCUUAAUGAGGAUGAUGCUAAUAAUGAAGACGAGAAUUUUGGUUCAGAUGAUGGUAGCAGAGACCUAGAUGAUGAUCAAGCUAAUGAAAAGAUUACAUCAACUAACCCUUUAAUCAAUUACCAGUCUUUCAUGGACAAGGCACCUAGGGGAAAAUGGUCAAAACAAGAUACUGAAGUGUUUUAUGAGGCUGUUAGGCAGUUUGGCACAGAUUUUUCUAUGAUACAACAGCUUUUCCAUGAUAAAACACGGCAUCAAAUUAAGUUGAAGUACAAGAAGGAAGAGCGGCAACAUCCUUUACAGUUAUAUGAUGCUCUUAAUAAUCGUGCAACAGAUCUUUCUUUUUUUCAAAAGGUGAUCGAGAAACAGAAACAAACUUCUAACAAGGCAGAACAAGAUGUUAGAGAUGCCUCAGAUUUCAUGCCGGAGGACGAGGUUGAGGACCCGCCACCUGGAACCAAAGAAGAGGUCACAACAACUGAGCAGGACCUCAUCGAUGUUAAGGAUCAGGAUGGUUCUACGGCAUUUCAAAAUCCAGAGCAAUCUGACGAUAGUGAUGAUGAUGAUCUAGAAAAAUGGUCUCAUUAUCAAAGUGCUGUUUAAAGAAUGAUACUCAACAAUUUUGAUCUAAUUUUUUUUAAUUUAAAGCCAGUUAUCAAAGUGCUAUUUGCCAACUUCCAAUUUCGUAAUCCGUGAUAUUUAAUAGUCUUUUGUAAGAUGAUUUCAUAACAUUGAUUUAUGUAAGUUUGCUGAAUAUAUUAAUCCAUUAUGUUUAUAUGGAGGUAAGUGGGGUCAAGUAUCAAAUAUGCCAACUUCUUCCAGAUUGAUCA